Molecule: messenger RNA, 1581 nt
Organism: Linderina pennispora
Lineage: Eukaryota; Fungi; Kickxellomycota; Kickxellomycetes; Kickxellales; Kickxellaceae
Product: homoserine O-acetyltransferase
Exons: 1
Coding region: 241-1581 (446 amino acids)
Biological process (GO): L-homoserine metabolic process
Molecular function (GO): homoserine O-acetyltransferase activity; L-serine O-acetyltransferase activity
Source: RefSeq, a predicted model, not a curated record
GCACCGAUCAUCUGGCAGAGAUAAAUAAGAAACCGCUGUGCUCCUUUUUCUUCACUCAAGCAACCUUUUCAUUCAGUGCUCUAUUCUAGUGUCUACCCACCACCCAAUGCUUCGCACACUUGCCACUCGCGCCGCACCGCGCAUUCCCGCGGCCCAGCCUCCUCGCUACUGCGCAGGAUCCAGACCAAGGCGCCACUUGCAGUGCAUGCCUCGGCCACCCAGCGCAGCGCCAACCCGCCCAUGGAAUUCCCUUGCAUCGACAAGAUUGAGUCGCGGCAGCGCGACCUCUUGGCAGGCCCCGAGCCCACGUACGAGAAGGUGGUGACGGGCUACUCAGUAUACUCGCACACUGAGCCGUUCGUAUGCGACCACGGCGGCCUGCUGUCCAGGUUUGACAUUGCAUACGAAUCAUGGGGCACGCUCAACAGCGACAAGUCCAAUGCGAUUCUGAUCCACACGGGUCUGUCGGGCAGCUCGCAUGCGCACAGCCACGCCAAGAACACCAACCCAGGGUGGUGGGAGAAGUUUAUCGGGCCUGGGCUGGCCAUCGACACAAACAAGUACUUUGUCAUGUGCACUAACGUCAUCGGCGGCUGCUACGGAUCGACCGGACCUGGAUCCGUCGACCCGGCCACCGGCAAGCGCUAUGCGACAACAUUCCCGCUGCUGACUGUAAAUGACAUGGUGCGCGCGCAGUUCCAUCUCCUGGACCACCUGGGCAUCCAGAAGCUGCAUGCCAGCGUUGGGUCCAGCAUGGGCGGUAUGCAGUCGCUGUGUGCAGCCGCUCUGCACUCGGAGCGUGUCGGCCGGCUGAUCACAAUUUCGGCCUGCGCAAGAUCGCACCCGUACUCGAUUGCCCUGCGCUUCGCCCAGCGCCAGGUGCUGAUGGCCGAUCCUAACUUCAAUCGCGGAUUUUACUAUGACUCGGUGCCACCGCAUAUUGGCAUGAAGCUGGCGCGUGAAAUUGCCACCGUCACGUACCGCUCAGGUCCCGAAUGGGAGCUGCGGUUUGGCCGCCGCCGCCGUGCCCCCGAUACCCCGCCCGCUCUGUGCCCGGACUUUUUGAUCGAGACGUAUCUGGACCACCAGAGCGAGCGCUUCUGCCUGCAGUACGAUGCCAACUCGCUGCUCUAUGUGUCAAAGGCCAUGGACAUGUUUGAUAUAAGCGAGUCCGUCACCCAGCGGCUCGAGCUGCAGCGCAGCAAGGCAAUCAGCGAGCUGUCUGCUAACCCUGACAUGCAGGGGUCCGCUGCCAACGGCACUGUCUGCAUGCACGUCAACGAGCAGCCGCAGAGCAAGACAGGCCAGUCUGACUUGGAAACCGAUGCCGAAAUCAUGGACGACCUGGUCAAGGGUGUCAAGAACGCUAUGCAGCCAACGCUGGUGCUUGGUGUACAGUCCGACAUCCUGUUCCCCGUCAAACAGCAGAAGGAGAUUGCUGACAUUCUACGCCGUGCUGGCAACAAGCGUGUUACUUACUACGAGCUCGACGCCAUGUAUGGCCAUGACACGUUCCUGAUUGAUGUUGCCAAUGUUGGUGCUGCCAUCAAGGGGCACUUGGAAAACUCUAUUGAGCCGUGA